Tribolium madens (black flour beetle) is the source of this 2119-nucleotide messenger RNA. RefSeq names its product bifunctional purine biosynthesis protein ATIC. Gene Ontology annotation, molecular function: phosphoribosylaminoimidazolecarboxamide formyltransferase activity; IMP cyclohydrolase activity. Bases 268 to 2049 code for a protein of 593 amino acids. NCBI's taxonomy places the organism in Eukaryota, Metazoa, Arthropoda, Insecta, Coleoptera, Tenebrionidae. The transcript has 7 exons. The record is from RefSeq and is a predicted model, not a curated record. Gene Ontology annotation, cellular component: cytosol. Gene Ontology annotation, biological process: 'de novo' IMP biosynthetic process.
ACGUAGUGUUAGUAGAGAGCUAUUCUACCUUCUUUAUCUCAAUUUAAAUUGAAAAUCACCGGUACCACUUUCUUGAUUUGUGUGCAGCUUAAGACGUCUUUUCGUCAUCUUUGAUAAAUCGGAACCCAGCAAACAUGUUUUUCAUUGAUAAACUCUCGUGACCUUUUUCUAUCAAUAACAGCCCCCCAUUGGAUUUAAAAAGCAAUUAUUUCCCAACUCUUUCAUUUUGUGUUACUUGGCAGUGUAAUCGAGUUACAAUUUUCAGACAUGGCAACAGGUGGUAAUUUGGCUCUUUUGUCGGUUUCGAACAAAACCGGUCUCAUAUCCCUCGGGAAAAACCUCAAAGAUUUGGGUUUCACACUUGUGGCAAGUGGCGGUACUGCUAAAAGUCUCAGGGAGGCGGGGCUUGCCGUUAAGGAUGUCUCAGAGAUCUCAGGAGCGCCUGAGAUACUUGGAGGGAGGGUAAAGACGCUACACCCGGCGGUACAUGGGGGGAUUUUAGCUAGACUUAUCCCAUCAGAUCAGGAGGAUUUAAAAAGACAAAAAAUCGACUUGAUUCGAGUCGUGGUUUGCAACUUAUAUCCUUUCGUUGAAACUGUUUCAAACCCAAAUGUUACAAUCGCCGAUGCUGUUGAAAAUAUCGACAUUGGGGGCGUCACUCUACUCAGAGCCGCCGCCAAAAACCACUCCAGAGUCACCGUAGUCUGCGACCCUUCAGACUACGAUAAAGUCAUUGCCGAAAUGCGUAGCACCCCCAACAAAGACACCACAGUUGAAACUCGCCAAACUCUGGCUCUUAAAGCCUUCACACACACCUCCGAAUACGACUUGGCCAUUACAGACUACUUCAGAAAACAGUAUUCARCCGGAGUGUCGCAACUAACGUUGCGUUAUGGCAUGAAUCCUCACCAAAAGCCGGCGCAAAUUUUCACUACUUUGUCUAAACUACCCUUAACGGUAGUUAACGGAGCCCCUGGUUUUAUUAACUUGUGCGAUGCUCUCAAUGGGUGGCAGUUAGUUAAGGAACUUAAGGCAGGUUUAGGGCUACCCGCGGCCACAAGUUUUAAACACGUAUCGCCAGCGGGGGCUGCUGUGGGUGUUCCCCUCGAUAGCACUCAGGCUAAACUAUGUAUGGUCGAUGAUAUUUUCUCCGAAUUAACCCCUGUCUCGACGGCGUAUGCCCGUGCUCGUGGUGCCGACCGUAUGUCAUCUUUCGGCGAUUUUGUCGCACUUUCUGACCCUUGUGAUGUAAUCACUGCUCGAAUCAUCUCCAGAGAGGUUUCCGAUGGAAUCAUCGCUCCGGGUUUCACACCUGAAGCUUUAGAAAUUUUGAGAAAGAAGAAGAACGGMAAUUAUUGUGUUCUYCAAAUUGACCCAAAUUACGAACCUGAUCCAAUUGAACGCAAGGUUCUUUUCGGGCUUACUUUAGAACAACAAAGAAACAACGCUGUCAUUAACAAAUCCCUCUUUACCAACAUUGUCACCAAGAAUAAGACAUUACCAGAUGGGGCAGUUCGUGAUUUGAUUGUAGCCACUAUUGCUUUGAAAUAUACACAGAGUAACUCGGUUUGUUACGCUAAAGACGGACAAGUUAUCGGAAUCGGUGCUGGUCAACAGUCCAGGAUUCAUUGCACUAGACUUGCCGGAGAUAAAGCUGAUAACUGGUGGAUCAGACAGCAUCCWAAAGUCAUCAAUAUGAAGUUCAGAAAAGGGGUUAAAAGGGCUGAAAUCUCCAACGCGAUAGAUAACUACGUUAAUGGGACUGUUGGUAAAGACAUGGAUCGGAAAGUGUUCGAAUCUAUGUAUGAUGAAGUACCAACUGAGUUGACUCAGGCCGAAAAAAGGGCAUGGUUGGAUCAAUUGAAGGGGGUAGCUUUAGGGUCAGAUGCCUUUUUCCCCUUCAGAGACAAUGUCGAUAGGGCUCGUUUGAGUGGAGUCUCAUAUAUUGGCGCUCCUGCCGGUUCUACAAAUGAUGCCGAAGUUAUUGUUGCGUGCAAUGAACACAACAUUACUUUGGCCCAUACGAAUUUGCGACUCUUCCACCACUAACUCUUCGCUUAUUUUUAAAAUUUUUAGAUAUUGUACUCAAAUAAACGAAAUAAAAAUGUUUUCAAACUUA